This is a messenger RNA of Erythranthe guttata (spotted monkey flower), 2597 nucleotides long. Lineage: Eukaryota; Viridiplantae; Streptophyta; Magnoliopsida; Lamiales; Phrymaceae. The record is from RefSeq and is a predicted model, not a curated record.
AAUUACUGAGUACUUCCUUAUUACAGCAAUCUGCAAGAAGUUUCUUAACUAGAAAAAAAAAGCUGCCUUUUGUUGACACUUAAAAAAACUUUUCAGUUAUAUUACUAAUUAGUUUUAAUUUUCUGAUUAUUAUCCAAAUAUUGGAAAAGGGCUGUCUUAAAAUUAUAGUUUGUCUAUGUAAGUUUCCGGUUUUCGACUCUUUUUUCGAUUCUUGAAAUUAAGAUAUCAAUUAUUAGUUUCUUGCUAAUAAAUUUUCUCUGUUUGUUGUUUGAGGCACAGGUGAAAUUAAAUAUGAAUCUAAAUGGAGAUAAAUAUGUAAGGUUAGUCCAAUGUAACAUGCACCAAUAUUCUAAUUUUUGUCUGUAAUAUGUUCAAUUGUGUCUUAAUCUCAUGCUUACUAUAUAUCGUGUGAUCGUACUCAGGUUCGAAAAAAGCAAUUCCGACAACAAGUCUUUUACCUCCGAUCGGCGCCCCAAAAUACAAGGGCUAUUUUCGUUAAUAAAACCAAGUUUGAGCUCGACUAUUGACCGAAUUAGAACGGGGCUCGAAAAAGGUUCCACGAGUGUCAAAAGCUUGAGAAGAUGGUCCUUAAAUCACCACUCACAAACCAGUACUAGGCAGAAAUCGAGCCCCAAAAAGAAAAUUCUUGAUCCUCAAGGGACCUUUCUGCAAAGAUGGGAUAAAAUCGUCGUACUUUCUUGCGUGAUUGCGGUAUCUUUGGACCCACUAUUCUUCUACAUUCCGGUGGUUGAUCCCGUAAACCGGUGUCUGUCUUUGGACAAGAAGUUGGAGAUCAUUGCUUGUGUUCUUCGAUCGUUUAUGGAUUUAUUCUAUAUAUUCCAUAUUUUCUUGCAAUUUCGUACCGGAUUUAUUGCGCCUUGUUCUCGUAUAUUUGGAAGGGGCGAGUUGGUCGAGGAUGCUAAAGCUAUAGCCAAACGAUAUUUGUCGUCUUACUUUAUUGUGGAUGUUUUAUCAGUUCUUCCUUUACCACAGGUAGUGAUUUUAAUAGUGAUCCCUAGUGUAAGCGCUCCGAUUUCGCUGGUGACGAAAGACUUACUGAAAAUCGUUAUUUUCGUACAAUAUAUUCCGAGACUGUUUCGGCUCUACCCUUUAUAUAAAGAGGUAACUAGAACUUCGGGUCUAUUUACGGAAACGCCCUGGGCCGGAGCUGCUUUCAAUCUCUUCCUCUACAUGCUUGCCAGUCAUGUUCUUGGAGCGUUCUGGUAUUUGUUUGCGAUAGAACGAAAGGAUAGGUGUUGGCGUAACGCGUGCCGUGAUAACAAAUGUAAUUUGGACGAUUUGUAUUGUGGAGGAGAAGUUAAAGGAGACACUUCAUUUCUAAAUACUUCUUGCCCACUUCUCGAACCGAACGAGAUAAAGAGCGAAUUGGAUUUCGACUUUGGCAUCGUUCUAGAUGCUCUUCAGUCUCGUGUUGCCGAGCAAAAGGACUUCUCUAGAAAGUUCUUCUACUGCUUUUGGUGGGGGCUAAGGAAUUUGAGUUCACUAGGGCAAAACCUGAAAACAAGCACUUUUGUGGGGGAGAUUCUUUUCGCUAUUGCAAUCUCGGUAAUCGGACUGAUCCUCUUCUCGUUUCUCAUCGGUAACAUGCAGAAAUAUUUACAGUCUAUGACAGUUAGGGUAGAAGAGAUGAGAGUGAAGCGUACAGAUGCAGAGCAAUGGAUGGCCCACCGAAUGCUUCCGGAAGAACUGAGGGGUCGUAUAAGAAGAUACGAGCAAUACAAAUGGCAAGAAACUCGAGGCGUUGAGGAAGAUUCUUUGAUCUGGAACUUUCCGAAAGACUUACGAAGGGACAUCAAACGCCAUCUCUGCUGGACUCUGCUCACUAGAGUGCCAAUGUUUGAGAAAAUGGACGAACGACUAUUGGAUGCAAUGUGCACUCGACUGAAGCCCGUUCUUUACACGGAGAACAGCUUUAUCGUACGAGAAGGAGACCCCGUUGACGAAAUGCUAUUCAUAAUGAGGGGUAACAUAUUAACCGUCACAACAAACGGGGGUAGAACGGGCUUUUACAACUCCGUAUAUCUAAUGUCGGGAGAUUUUUGUGGGGAAGAGCUUUUGACUUGGGCAUUGGAUCCAAAUUCUUCUUCGAGCCUUCCUAUUUCGACCCGAACGGUGCAAGCAGUUAAAGAUGUCGAGGCUUUUUGUUUAAUGGCCGACGACUUAAAAACCGUCGCCUCCCAAUUUAGACGGCUUCAUAGUAAACAGCUUCAACACACUUUCAGGUUAUAUUCUCAACAAUGGAGAACAUGGGGGGCGUGUUUUAUACAAGCGGCGUGGCGAAGGCAUUGCAGAAGGAAGAUGGAAAAGUCGUUGCGAGAGGCGGAAGAUAGAGUGAUGCAUGGCGCGUUAUUAGGUGUGGAUUCACCGAGCAUUGGUGCUGCCGUUUAUGCGUCGAAAUUUGCUACUAAUAUGCUCGCUAAUUUGAGGCGUAAUAAUAUUCCGUCGCCGAAAUUACCGACUCUAUUGCCUCAGAAGCCAGCCGAGCCUGAUUUCAGUACAGAAAAUCAUUCGUAGAAUUCAAAUAAUUACUGUUUUUUUUUUAUUUGUACAUAAAGAUUUUACAAAGCAAUUUUCUU